CGCCAGCAGUUGCAUGAUCGUUCCCGUCACGCUUGUCCAGGACUCCGCCUGUCUGGCCCUCGCCGCCGCGAUUGGAGCUCCCGACGAGUUACCCCCGCGAUCGAUCACCGUCAUCUCCUCCCAAGGGACGAUCUCGUGAUGCUCGACUUUCGCCUCGACAUCCCGCUCACGUCUCCUCGAAGGAAGUUUCUUGUUGGCGUCGUUGUCCCAAUUCGGGCAUACAACGAAGACCCAGCGAGCUCGCUCCCCUGCCGCUUCUCUUUGUCGAUUGUUGUCGGCAUCAAGCUCAGCCAACAUCGCCUCCUUCUUCGAUUCAUCAUUACCCAUGCUGAAUCUGAGCUCCUCCCCUAAUCAAGUGGAUCUCGGAGCUCCUGAUCGCCCAAGCCUCUGCAAUCAUGAGAUGCGGCUCCUCAGCUCUCACCUCUUCUGACCCAACCGAGAGAAUUGCGAUUUUUGGGGCUUCAUCGGUGGCAGUUGGUGCUGCUAGUGAUGUCAGGAUUGGCUCCGAGACAACUUCUCGUACUGCGUUAGUUGUGUUUGUCAUUGGGAUAAUGAUAGCUGUUGAUGGUGCUUUCUAGUCCUCCAGCACCGGAUGUUGCGGCUUUGUCACGGUCAGGGGCGGACCCAGGGGAGUUUAGGGGUGUCCUGGGACACCCCUAAAUUUUGGAAAAUCGAUUGUCCAACCUCCCGUGGUAAUUUACGUAUGGACUAAAAAUUAUAAUUAAUAGUCCGGGAUACUCUGAAAUUUGAAAGAACGAUUAUCCUACUCUCAUUUGUAGUUUGCGUAUGGGAUUAUAAGUGGUA
Linum tenue is the source of this 804-nucleotide messenger RNA. Lineage: Eukaryota; Viridiplantae; Streptophyta; Magnoliopsida; Malpighiales; Linaceae. The record is from the annotation of a GenBank genome assembly.